GCCGGUUUCAAUUGCACUUCGUGGCGUCGUCGCUCUCGCUUCUUUUCGUGUACAAUGAGUGAGAAACGUGCCUUGGUGGGCGAUAAUGAUCUCAGCGAGGACGACGAUAGGACCGAUGAGAAGUCAGACGUGGGCCCACGCCAAACGUUGGGCCGGAAAGCAGUGCAAGAUGUGGACAGGCCACCUACGAAACUGUAUAAAAGGAGGUGGUAUCUACUCCUUCUUUAUGCAAUUUGCAGUUGCUGGCAGGUAGCAGUUUACAAUACAUGGGAUCCACUGGUUGACUCUGUAAAGGCUGCAUACCCAGGCACUUGGAGCGACAGCAUGAUUGCCCUACAAGGAGACUGGGGAGCCAUAGCUUACUUUUUUGGCUUUGUUCCUGUCUGUUGGCUUUCCAUUACCUAUGGAAACCACACAGAAGAGAAGGCAGGUAUUAUGGCACCCAAGCAUGCUGAUGCGAAGCAUCACCAUGUUUCAUCUAAUCACAGUAACUGGAAUAUUGAGGAAACCAAACCCACGGGUUUCCCUGCCAUGGAAUCCUUCAAGCCACAUUUUCAUCAGCGUGCUCGCAUUCAGCAUUUCAUGUUGAUUGAAUUUGUUAUGUCUGCAAUCCUCUGCCUUUUUGUUGCCCUGUAUUUCCCCAACAAGCCAAAAUCCCCACCGUCUCCAACUUCCAGUGUGCAGAGACUAGAACUCUUUUCAUCUUCCAAGCAAAUACUUGGGAAAAGAGAGGGACAAAUGCUCCUUCUCAUUGUCAGUCUCUCACAAGGAGUCCCAUACACCUGGGUCAGCAUGCUCGACGUCAACUUAUCAGCACUUGGUGUUAGCCAGGACAUAUCAGAUUGGCUGGGAUUGGUUUUAGUUUCCUGUCAAGCCUUGUGUGGAAUGCUUUUUGCAACCAUCUUUGAUCAGUGCCAUGAACAGCUGAAAAGUGCUAUAAUGGGUCUUCUCUCCAUUUCAACCAUUUUCUAUGCAUUAUUUGCACUUCUUUGUGCCAGAGUCUUCCCAUAUUCAACGUGGAUGCUGUUUGGGACUGUGGUACCAGCUACUUCAAUGAACUAUGCUGCCUUUCCACUCUCAUUAGAACUGGCAGCAGAUGUGUUGUAUCCUUCGAGUGAAAAUGCAGUUGGUGGGUGGAUCCUAGGAGCUAUAUCCUUGCUCAGUAUUCUAUUCUUCAGUGCAUUUCUCAUUCCAAAUAUAGGACGAAUCCAACUGGACACAGAGAAGAACAAUCCGUUCUCCCGGUACGCCCGCCCAGCCGGUCCCCCUUCGAACCGGCAGGGGGACGCACCCGAGGCGGCCGCCACCUACGUCCCGCCCGGCGCCGUCCUCCACAAGAAAACGAUCGUCAAGAAGAAGCGCCUCCUGCCUUGGUGGUGUAAGUGGAUCGCUUGGAUCUUGGUUUUCAUCUCCAUCGUUGGGUCCGUGUUUCUGGUCUGGGCUUAUGGGGUUCAGUUCGGGAACGGGAAGACGACGAAGUGGCUCACGUCCUUGUUCAUCUCCUUCUUCACGUCCAUCCUUCUCACUCAACCCAUCAAGGUGUUCCUGGUCGCCAUGUUCCUCAGUGCCAUCUGCAAGAACGCGAAUGAAGACGAAGACGACGUCUACUACGACGAAUACAACCCGAAAUUGGAACAUGACGAGGCAUGGCUCUACACUCCGGCCGGAGAACGACGCCAGAGGCUGGACUACCAGCCGAUGAGCAACGCUGCCCUAGAGAAGAUGCGACUCCAGAGAGAAAAGGAAGUGAGGAUGUGGGACAUCAUCACGGAGAUCCUCGCGUAUGCCUUCUUCAUCUGGAUCCUCAUGGUCCUCUGCUACGGGAACGUGGACCCCAACGCCUUCUUGCUCAAGCGCCACCUCCACAUCUCCCUCGUCCAGCCCAGCUCCAAAUUCUCGUCGUUCCUAACCGUGAAGAACGUGGGUCGGUGGUACAAGUGGAUAGAGAACGUUUUCCUCUCGAGGUUCGUGAUCGGGCCGAAUUACAACAACGAGUCGGUGAGACCCGAGGAGCGGCUCCUCGCCGGCGACCGGAACAACUUGAUCAUGGGCAAGGUCCUCCUCAGACAAGUCCGCAUUCGAGAUGAGAGCAACUGUGAGCUGUCCAGUCACGUGGUGAACGUGGACGUCACGUCGCACUGCCGGAAGUUCAGCGAGCUCAUCUGGGAGGACAACUUGGAUUACAAUCCCGGUUGGGUCCCGAAGUACAACGCAUCCUGGCCCGCUUACAACGGAUCCUGGACCAAUUACAAGGACGCUUUCAUCCACCGGGAGGCCGACUACCUGAACGGACUGCCGUUCUGGGGCGAUCGGGACUGGUACGGCGGUGGCGGAUACGUCGUGUUCCUCGACACGACGAGAGGCUACAACUCGCUGGUGUCCACCCUCGAGGACCUGUAUCGCAUGAUGUGGAUCGACGAGAGGACCCGAGCGAUCUUCCUCGAGAUGUCCCUCUACAACGCUCAGGUGAACCUGUUCGUGUCGGGGGUGUUCCUGGCCGAGCAGGGGCCGGAGGGAGGCAUAUGGACGAAGGUGAGCCUCCAGCCCAUCCGGCUCCUCUACUACCACACGGGGUUCGGGCUGUUCGUGCUCAUCUGCGAGAUCCUCACCUUCUUGUUCAUCGUGUACUAUACCUAUCGGGAGCUGUCGGAGAUGUGCCGCGACAGGAGCAAGUACUGGAAGAAUUACUGGAACUACCUGGAGUUGAUGGUCCUCGUGCUAGGGUAUCCCGCCAUGGUGUUCUACGUCUACAGGAAGGUCCUGGGGGAUCGCAUCUCGUCGGACUUCGAGAGGAACCAGGGUGGAAGCUACGUGAACCUGCAGUACGUGAAGUACCUGGACGACAUGUUCACGUGCUUCGUCGCCCUCCUGCUGUUCUUCGCGACGCUCAAGUUCGUGAAGCUCCUCCGCUUCAACAAGCGGAUGGGGGUGCUGGCCAUCACGCUCAACCAGUGCGGGAAAGAUCUGGGGAGCUUUGGGAUCAUUCUACUCCUCAUGUUUUUGGCGUGUGGCAGCUUCUUCCUACUGCAUUUGGGGCCGUACGUGCAGAAGUUCUCGUCCUUCACCAAGGCGUUCGCCUCGACCGUUUUCUCGGCCGUCGGCUCGAAGUCGUUCAGGGAGAUGUCGAUCGCGAAUCGAGUGCUGGGGCCCAUCAUGUUCUUCUUCUUCUCCAUAUUCGUUUCCAUGAUCCUGAUGAACUUCGUCCUCGCUAUCAUCAUGAAGAGUUUCGCUGCGCGCGAGCGGUUUCUACCUCGUAAUCUGCAACAACUCAAGGAGAAUAUCGGAAGCAUCAUUCGUGGCAUUGCACCAAUGACGCUUCUCACCGUUGUCGCAAACGUGCACAUGUGUGAGGUGAAGGAGGACAUCAUGCGGAGGAACAACGAGUACGAGAUGCUGGACUUCAUCCUCGGGAAACUCAAGAGCAUCGUCGGGAUGAAGAACAACGAGGUCAACAUCGUCAACGAGGAGGAGGAGAAGGACCUGAAACGGAAGGAGGUGGGUUUCGCCGAGAGGGGAUCAUCUCUGGGGGAUUUAUCGGGGAUUAUCGGGGAUUAUCGGGGAUCUAUGGAGAAUGUCUCGGAUCGAUGUCGGUUUUCUCCGCAGUUGGAGGCGAAGAACGAACAGCUGCCGGAAAAAGUGGAUCAGCUCCUGGAUUACGUGAAUAGCUUCUAUUUCGAUGGAUCCCUGGAUAUACACAACAAGGACUGGCAGAAGAAGACUCUCAAGGAAGGGAAAGGGGCGGCUGGGGGCAGCGCGGCUCCGGGGACCGCAAGGGCGAUUAAGGUCAGAUCGGCGAGGUCGUGGGAUCGUGAAGACUUUUGAAAAAUCCUGAAUUUUCCGUCUCUGCUUUCUUUCUUGCUUUCUUUUCGGUUCUGGUCUCACUCGGUUGUUUCGUUUGAGGUGUCCACGGAUAUGGGUUAUUGUUUCUUUGCGGGCGGCCGGGG
Darwinula stevensoni is the source of this 3944-nucleotide messenger RNA. Lineage: Eukaryota; Metazoa; Arthropoda; Ostracoda; Podocopida; Darwinulidae. The record is from the annotation of a GenBank genome assembly.